Exserohilum turcica Et28A is the source of this 3716-nucleotide messenger RNA. RefSeq lists its product as uncharacterized. NCBI's taxonomy places the organism in Eukaryota, Fungi, Ascomycota, Dothideomycetes, Pleosporales, Pleosporaceae. The record is from RefSeq and is a predicted model, not a curated record. Bases 6 to 3716 code for a protein of 1236 amino acids. The transcript is spliced from 3 exons. Gene Ontology annotation, cellular component: intracellular membrane-bounded organelle. Gene Ontology annotation, molecular function: phosphatidylinositol binding.
CGAUUAUGGCCACCGUGAAGCGCAGAGACUUGAUCCUUGCUGCCGCCGCCGCCUUCGUUGCCUGGGGAUACCUGACACACUGGCAGCCCAAGCUGCUCUACCUGCCCUACGCCUUCGUCACCGGAGUCCUCGCGACACUCGCACUGCUAGCAUGGCUCACCUUCACGACCGCCUGGGACAAAGACCUGCGACGCGGUGGAAACGUCGACUAUGGACCGCGCCACGUCACCUUCAUUGCGCCGGAGAAGUGGAAGGCUGAGAGGGAGGCGCUGGACCGGAGGAACAUGUACAUGAUGGAACCGCUAUACCCCGCGUCCUUUAUGAUAUCCGACAGUUUCGACGUCCUGAUUGGCUUGAUACUGCGCGACUUUGUCAAGAGCUGGUAUGGGAGCAUUAGCAAGAGCCCGACGUUCGUGAACGAGGUCGACAAGGCGAUACGCGCGGCCAUGGGCGAGCUCCGCGAUCGCAUACUGGCGGUAGACAUGGUCGAGACGGUCGUGUCGCGCAUGAUUCCGCUUGUCACCGACCAUCUGCGAGCCUCAUACGAGGCCGAGCGCGUGGUGCGCGGGCGCAAGCUGUCGCGCAACAUCACCGACUCAGAGGAGCUUGAUCUCGCCAUCGCAGCCAAAUUCAAGGAGGGCCGACUGCACCCGGCGGCGUCUUUGGCGUACUCAAACACCAAGCCUAUACAGCAGCAGCACCUACGGAGCAUCGUCACGCGACUGCUGCCAAAGAUUAUGCCCGGCAACAUGUCCACGAGUCCUGCUGUCAAUGUGCUGAUCAAGGAGAUUGUGGCCUGUGCGGUUUUGUCACCCGUGAUGCACAUGCUCGCCGACCCCGACACGUGGAAUCAGCUAAUGGAGGGUUAUGGCCGGUCUGUGCUGCAAGAAAGAAAGACAGUCCGCAAGCUACGAGCUGCCCUCGACGAACACGCUCCGCCCUCGCAGAAGAAUCCCAAGAAUGUGCAGUUUCCCAAACUUGCGCCUGGCGACAAUGAGCGCAGGUUUGAGAGGUUUAUACGUGCAAUCAGACAGACAAAUUCGCUCGCAGAUGCUAGAAGAUUUCGUAGCGAGGUCUCAAGCCAGCUGCACAAAGACUCGAUGAUUGAAGGCCAGGAUCCUGUCUACUUGCGGCGUCUCGAGACAGCACGGCAAAUACUCGAUAAAAAGGUUGCUACUCUCAGCGCUGGCGGGUCGGUUCGAGCCAAAGUCGCAGCACAGGAAAUGCCAAAGCAUAAGCGUUCGUCAUCCAAAUUCGCAAACGCAUCCUUGCGCGAAGUGAUGUAUGACGCGUCAGGCCUGUCAUGCUUCAUGGAGUUCAUGGACCAGGCAGACCUCAUGCGUCUUGUGCAAUUUUGGAUCGUUGUGGAUGGGUUUCGCAACCCAUUAGAAGUAGAGACUGAAGAAGGCCAGGACUACGUUGGCACGCUCCCUGCAUGGACAGAGUCGGAUCGCACGGAUUUGGCACAGAUUUAUGAGGCUUAUUUGUCAAAACCAGAACUCAACAUUCUCCCUGAAGCCCGGCGAGCCGUUGCAGAGUUUCUCAAAGCUGGAAGGAAAGCGACACCGCAGCAAUAUCACAAUGCACGGCAUUCUGUAUUACGUGCCCAAACAGCCGCAUACGAACAACUACAAGAACUGUAUUUCCGGCGCUUCAAGAAGUCCAACCUGUACUACAAGUGGCUGGCUAUGGAUGAAGCAGUGAAUGCCGACAAGGACACUACCGAACAGAAAACCAUGGUGCAACCGCAGGAAGCUCCUCCUCCCACCCCACCUCCCAUGGCUCGCAGACAUUCAAGACAAAAGGCUUCAUUGACUAUACCACAAGGAGAUCUGCGCCGAGCAGUUGCCUCUUCCUCAGACCUGAAAAGCCAAGGCGCAAUUAAAAAUGCCGAGCCACCUGCAAGACGCUCCUUGGAUGUAGCUCCAUCAACAUCUACGCGCGCGCCUUUGUUCGAUGACGAUUACGACUCUGACCCCCUUGCGCAUUCGAUUGCGAGUUUGAACUCAGACUUUGGGCACGACCGCACUGGCGGCCACGACACACGAGUAGUUGAUGCUAUGCAGGCUGCUCUGAAUGACAUCAUGGAUGAGCCGGAAGGCUCCAUCUUCUAUGAACCAGGGUUGAAAUCUCCUGUAGAUAAUGAAUCCAUGCAUGGCUCUGUCGAUCUACCUCGGGCAUUUUCGCCAAACCCUCAGAUACAGCAAAGCAAAGAUAGUCUGAGGCCGAGCAUAGCAUCACUAGGUCUGGUUGGUGAGCCCAGAACACGUGGUGUCUUUGACGACGAUUUAUUCGGAGACGAGCAGAAAUUCUUAGAAGACGAAGUCGAUGAUCCAUUACCAACCGAGAAGACAGAAGACGAGGAAAUACAUGAAGCGGCGCCCGGAGAUCUAGGCUUAGCAGAGGCUAUCGAUGCACUUACCGCUGAUAUUGAGCGUCUGGUAACACAGGAGUCUAUCGUGGAUUCGCUAACAUCCAAGGCUGAGCUGACUAACAACGCCGCUGAGCUUAGAAUCUUGCGCAAGUCGAAAGCAAGCCUGCAGCGGGAGAUUCAGCGAAAGGAACUUCAACGGCAGCAAUACAUUGUUCAAGAGAGCGACAAUAGUCUGUACGGGCGCGCCACCGUGUACAUUCAGUCAAUCAUGGUUGGCGCAGAAGAGGAUGGAAAGGAAUACGCCAUGUAUGUUAUCGAAGUUCGACGCCGCGCUGGGGAUCAGAUGCCUGCUGCUACCUGGGUCGUCUCACGAAGGUACAGUGAGUUUCAUGACCUCAACAAGAGGCUCCGGGCAAAGUUCCCUGAAGUUCGAAAUCUGGAGUUCCCGCGCCGCCAGAUGAUGCUUAAGCUCCAAAAGGACUUUCUGCACAAGCGACGGCUUGGCCUAGAAAAGUAUUUGAGAGAGCUACUACUUAUUCCAGCAGUGUGCCGCAGCCGUGAACUGCGGGCCUUUCUCUCUCAAGCUUCCAUUAAUCCCGCGGAUGCUCUCAAGAACCAAAAUCCAAACUCGAAUGACUUCGUCACCCGCAUCUACAACUCCGUCGCAGAUGGCAUGGAAGAGUUCCUUGGCAACAUUCCAGUCCUUGACCAACUGUCAGUAGCGGGUCAAAAUCUCAUCUCCGCUGCUACUACACAGCUUGCGAGUACAAACGGCGCCCAGCCCGGAAGCCUAGCCUCUUCUGGUGUAUUGGUGGCAGGCGAGUCCAACCAUGAUGCAGAAGCCGAAGCUGAACUGCUCGCAUUCGAGAACAAAGAAUUGGAACCUUUCGUAAAACCAAUAUGCGACCUCUUCUUGGAAACGUUUGAGUUGAACCGCGAGAACAACUGGCUCCGCGGCCGCGCUGUGGUCGUAGUCCUCCACCAGCUCCUAGGUGGCACCAUCGAGCGCAAGGUGCGCGAGUCGUUGAAUGACCUACUCUCCGAAAACAACAUUGUCAAGUACGUCGACUCGUUGAAAGAUAGCAUGUGGCCAGACGGCCGGAUGAAAGCCGGGGUCGAGCGAACAAGCCAAGACAAGGAGAAGAGCAGAAAAGCGGCGAGCGAUGUUUUGAGUACCUUGGUACCAGAGUUAGCCAGCAGUGUGGUAGGGAGGCAAAAUGCGCAGUUGGCAGCAAAGAAGUUGGAGGGGACUAUUAAUAACAGCCGGUUGAAUACGCAUCUUGUCUUCACAUUACUUGACGAGAUUCUCCAGGUGCUCUUUCCGGAUGUAUUUACGAAGUAA